This is a messenger RNA of Pimephales promelas (fathead minnow), 5442 nucleotides long. It is a transcript of the gene entpd3, whose product is annotated as ectonucleoside triphosphate diphosphohydrolase 3. NCBI's taxonomy places the organism in Eukaryota, Metazoa, Chordata, Actinopteri, Cypriniformes, Leuciscidae. The record is from RefSeq and is a predicted model, not a curated record. Gene Ontology annotation, molecular function: ribonucleoside triphosphate phosphatase activity; UDP phosphatase activity; GDP phosphatase activity. Gene Ontology annotation, biological process: nucleoside diphosphate catabolic process. Gene Ontology annotation, cellular component: plasma membrane.
GCUUCAAAUGCUUUCAAAUGCUAUGAUAGGGGCUCUUUAAAAGUUAUAAUGUUAUUCUAUGCUGUAUAAGACUCAGUCUUAGUAUAAGUAUUAUUCUUAGUAUAUUCUAUGCUGUAUAAGACUCAGUCUUCUUCUCAGUAACUUGGUGAUCAGAUUGUGUUUGCCCUCAGACUUACCUUCUACUGCAUUGUGGAGGGAGACAGCCCAACCCUUCUUGCAGGAAGGAAAGCACAGUUCUGAUCUGGCAUUUGCAGGGGUCUUCUCACCGAGAAGAACACCACUCAACGAACAGGUCCCACUUCGUAGCCUAAGCACGCCUUGCACGCUCUUGCUUAAUUGAUAGUGUCUACCACUUGUUGGGAUAGAUCUCUAAAGUCUUAUCCAGAGACCACACUCGGAGGUUCCAGGGUUCCAGUAGCAAGUGCGACAUGGUUCCCAGUUUCUAAGAAAGAGCUCCUUACUCAGAGGAAUCUGCCUUUGAGGGGCUGUCGUAAGGAGCAUUAGUCCUUGGAAUCAGGUUCGUUGGGCCAGUACAGUGCAACUAAAAGACCUGCUUUUCAACUGUCUUCCCUGACAGUAGGCUCACUGGGGUAAAUGCAUACUUGCAUAGGCCCCGGGGUCAGCUCUGUGCCAGUGCAUCCAUGCUGAGGGUCAUGAGAGUUUGUCGGCUUGACGAUUGAGCUUGCCCGGAAUGUGAAUGGCACGAAGCGUCCUCAGAUGCUUCUAUCUCCAGAAGAGGAAAUGGUGGGCGAGUUGCAACAUGUGACAGGAGCGUGUUUGUCCUGUAGCAGCAAUCUGAAGGAACACAGGGUAAGCCGUACUGGCAGCAAUUCGUGGCAAUUGAUGUGCCAUCUCAGUCAAGGUCCUGUCCAGCAGCCCGAGGCUGCACAUCCGUUGCACAUGGCACCCUAGCCGGUGGUGGGGCCAUCUGUUGAGGCAACAACCUGCCUGGACACUUGUAGGGGAGUCCUUGCCUGUGGAAAAGCAAGGUCUGACCAUGGGUUGAAGGUUUGGAGACAGGUUGGUGUGAUUGCAACCCGGUCUGUGCCGAUGUGCCAUGCCCAUCUCGGGACUCGGCUGUGUAGCCAGUGAUGAAGUGGUCACAUGAAACAGCCCAAGCACUGUGACUGUGGCAGCAGAUGCCAUAUGCCAGGAGCCUCUGAAACAGUUUCAGUGAAACCGCCGUCCUGCCUGAAUGAAUUCAGGCAAUUCAGCAUUGAAUGAGCAAGUACAUUCAUGGGACAGGGUGUCAUGUUGACCGAGUCCAUCUUAACCACACACUCUGGAGUGCUUCUUCUGGGUUUGUAGAACACUAGAAGAUGACUGCAGUGCAGAAUCAAUGAAAUGCUCUGCUUUUCUGUUUUUAACACAUAGUCGUUGUGUAAACGUGUCAGGAUUCUGCCCUGGCAGCCUUGUCUGUGUUGUCUGUUUCAUAUUUCUAUGUUUGUCUUGUGUUUGAGCACAUGGCUCUGUAUUUUUUGAUGUUUGGCAUGUGCUCCUUGUCUCCCACCUUAUUUUUUGGUGGGACUGCUGGCAGCUGCCUGGCAAGCCUCUGGUUCUGUGAGCAAGAACCUGGCGGCAAGAGAUCUACAUCAAGCUACAAGUUCCUUGUUUUCCUGCCUGGUCUUUUCUUUGGAGUUGCCUCUAUUGCACUUACUUCAUCGUCAUCUUACUGACAGUCUCAGUCGUGUUGUCUGCCCUGCGCCCUACUGUUUUAACUGUGGUUCACGCUUCACUCUCCCUGCUGUCUCAAGUUUUCUGUCUUGUUAAUAAAAACCCACUGUCUGUUCAUUUGCAUCUGGGUCCUAUCUCUUGCAGAAUUGUGACAAAAAGUACCUUAAGUAAAGUCGGUGAACGAGGAAGACUUUGUGGAACCCAGCACACCAUCUUCUCUGAUUGGGAACAAGCAUCCAAAAUGCAACAUCAAUAAGUAGGAUUUGUUGGCUUAAUUGCCUUCAGAAUUGAAAGUUUUAGCAUAAGUUCUGCCAGGAAGACUUAAUUACCGCGUCACUUGUUACCUUCCGGUUAUCCAAUCACGUUCUUAUUCUUGUCGUAUAAAAGAUCGGUACUUACACAUGUUUGAGUUCGCAGAUGUCGACGCGACAUCAACCUCCACCCUCCCCACCACCACCAGGAUGGUCCCAUCUAUACUUCCCUGGGGAGACGGCUGCACCCCUGCCUUCGUCUUCAGGCAGGAAAUGCUGAUCCGCUACCCUCGGAUUAUGAUCCAAGGAUGGGGCCUACGCCAAAGAACUUUGCAAAUAAUUGCCUGCUGGGCUGCCAAUAAGUGGAUGCUUUGUUACAUCAUUUUAUCUGCCGAGUCUUUCUGGUUGAACUGUUAAUCUUUUGCUGAUCCCCCCCCCCCUUCCUCAACCUAAACCACACAGCAAAGUAUGGUUCUGUUUUGAAAAUGGAUCCUGUUCUAGCAGACAGUUAAUGUAAUGUCAGUGUCAGAAUGUCUCUCAUGCGGUCCGAACUUUCCAAUAAAGGGAUCUACGUGAGCGCUGAUCACCACAGAGCUCUUUCGUUCAUUCUCAGCUUGCUGUAAAGUGCCCCAUUAGGACCAGGCAUAAACAUAUCCAGCUGACCAAGCAAACAAAAUAACCCAUUAAAAGGGGGAUUUUCAAAUAAUAUUACAAGCUUUUAAAAACACCAUAAUGUGCAGUGGGCAAGAUAAUUAUGAAAGUAUUUUACUGCUCAAAUUCCAGUAGCUACUCUUGCAAACUAUCUUUACGUUGACUGUAUUUCCCACAAAUCUAGUCAUUAUUCUGUACUCUAGCAUUAUAGAAUUUAAUAUUUUUUGAUUUUGAUAUUUGUUUUCUUUACAAUGGGAAUUGCUAUAUUCUUAAGAAUAUUUGUAGCAGCACACAUCCAGAAAGGAAUCAAAAUUGUAUCUGUACAGCAUCGUGGGAAUGUUAAAAUGUUAAAGUGCUUCAAAAAAAAAUAAUAAAAAAAAAUAUAUAUAUAUAUAUAUAAGUAAUUUUAUGAAUUAAAAAAAUAAAAGAUUAAUCAUUGUUUUAUGAAAAGUUAACAAUGCCUUUUUGAUUAUUAACAACAUCCAUCUGAAUAGGUAUAGUUUCCAAUAAACUUUAAUAGAAAGGACCUGCUUAUUGGAAGUGACAGCCAAACCCCUCCCAUUUUGUCUCUUUAGCAUGGUCUUUUGUUUAUUAAAAUCCAUAUGAAUGGGUGGAGUUUUGUAAUGAACUUUAAAAGAGAUGUGUUAUAGGGAGUGACAGCCAAACCCCUCCCAUUCAGUCUCUUCAUCACGCUUUUUCACACACAAACAUAUACACACAUGCUCUCACAUACAUCCAAACACAGUUACACAUUCACAAUCUUGUACAUCUGGACAGAAUGAUCAAUAAGGAGUCCCAAUCGUCUGACCACCUUACAGCAGCCUCGCGCAGAGGGGUGAGGAUGGCAAAAGUGGCAGUAGCUUUAGCCGCUGCGUUUAUGCUGGCCAGCAUAGCGGUCAUCAUUUCUAUAGCAGUUGUGCAAACUCAUAAGAAGACUUAUUUAUCCCGUGGACUCAAGUAUGGUAUUGUUUUGGAUGCAGGCUCGUCCAGGACUACCAUUUAUCUCUAUGAGUGGCCAGCCGAAAAAGAAAACAACACUGGGGUUGUGAGCCAGACAACAAAGUGUCAGGUUGAAGGCCCCGGAAUUUCAGAUUUCGGUGUAGACAAGGAACAGGACAUAAAGACAUGGAAUAGUUUAAAACAUUGCAUGGCAGAGAUAACCAAGGCCAUUCCCUCCCAUCAGCAUAACUCCACCCCAGUCUUUCUUGGGGCAACAGCAGGAAUGAGGCUCCUACAUAUGAAAAAUGAAGACACAUCCAACGCUAUCCUGAAAGACAUGAGGAACUACCUUAGCGCCCUUCCUUUCAAUUUCCAAAAUGCUUCCAUCAUCUCUGGACAGGAAGAAGGCCUUUAUGGUUGGAUCACUGUCAACUACCUGAUGGGGAACUUCUUAGAGAGAAAUCUUUGGAAUGCCUGGGUACAUCCUCAUGGUGCUAAGACAGUUGGAUCAUUGGACUUGGGUGGAGCCUCCACCCAAAUUGCCUUUGCUACUUCUGAUGAUGCCAAAGGAGAAGAUAUCAUUACGGUUUCGCUCUAUGGCUAUGAAUAUAAUAUCUACACACACAGUUUCCUCUGCUACGGGAAAAAUGAAGCUGAGAAAAGAGUUAAUGCCAAACUUGCAAAGGAAUCCACCAACUGGAGUAGUGUGAUGCACCCCUGUUAUCCUUCCGGUUAUAAUAUCUCUAUGCUUGCAGAGGAUAUUUUUGGAAGUGAAUGCACAAAUAAAGACAUUCAUUUGAGGUAUAGCCCAAAGAAAACAAUUACUUUCUUUGGACAGAGUAAGCCUGGACAAUGUAAAGACUUGGUCAGGGGUAUCUUUGACCUGACGUCCUGCCAGGGAGCUGAAAACUGCUCCUUUGAUGGAGUUUAUCAACCAACCCUCAGUGGUGACUUCAUGGCCUAUGCAGGGUUUUACUGGACUGCUUGGGCUCUUAAAGUAGAGGGUUCCAAAAGUAUGGAGCUAUUCAACAAGAACAUGGAGCUGUUCUGCUCAAAGGACUGGAAAAAUCUCAAGAAAAACACCACCAUCAGAGACAUCCAUCUGAAGUCCUACUGCUACUCUGCAAAUUAUGUGCAUACCAUUCUUGCAGAUGGUUACAAGUUCAACAUGGGCAACUGGAAAAAUCAGAAUUUUCAGAAAGAGGUAAAUAAGACCAGUAUAGCUUGGUCCCUUGGCUACAUGCUUACACUUUCCAACAUGAUCCCAGCCGAAGGGAAAAUCAUCAAGCUACCCAUAAACAACGUGCUUUUCACCGGACUCCUCCUCCUGUUCUCUACUCUGACUAUUAUCACCCUCACGUACCUCGUCAUUGCUCUGGUGCGCUACUGUUAUUGAGGUAUUUGUGCUGAGUUCCCAUCUAUAUUGUACUGAGUUCUCAUCUGUAGGACCAGUGUCCCACUUAAGGAGGUUUUGGAAACCAGGAGAGAUGUCGAUGUGUCAAUGCAGAUGUACCUGCUAGAGAAGGGUUUUAGUUUUGGAACAUGAAGGUCUUAAAUGUCUAGCUGUGCUAAGGGUAAAAAAAAAAAAAGACGCCUGAUGUGAACUCCAAAUGUGUUAACAUGUAUUAAAUGUCAUAUCCAAAAAGGGGUAGGUCUUUCUAGUCCUGGAAUACAGUGGCAAGAUCUUGUACUGUGGAUUUAAAAGACACCGAAGACAAAGUAAAGGUUUUAGCUUAUAUACAGUAAAAAGGAUAUCUACUAUGGUCAUGUCAAUGUUUUGAUUGUAUAUUGUAUCUAAUGUUUAUCUUAUCCCUAGCGUCAUGCCUUAUGUAUCUUACACAUGUAUUUCUGCAUGUGCUCUGCAAGCACAGAUUGUCUUUGGAUGAAAUGUCAUAGUAUCUAAAUAAAUGUUAUGGUUGUUAUGGCA